This is a messenger RNA of Peronospora matthiolae, 195 nucleotides long. NCBI's taxonomy places the organism in Eukaryota, Oomycota, Peronosporomycetes, Peronosporales, Peronosporaceae. The record is from the annotation of a GenBank genome assembly.
AUGUCGAUCCAGCACGGGAUCGAGAUUUACCCGAGACGACUCGCUGAAACGGCACGCAACAUGAAGUUGGCUGUAGUUCAUCAGUCAAUAUUCGUCUUGCAUGCUGUUAUUGAAUUGAAGCAAUUGGCGCAUUCCAGGCAAACCACGCUGCAGUACAAGAUCGCUUCCACUGGUAUUCGCAAGUGGUUGAGCUAG